Molecule: messenger RNA, 786 nt
Organism: Sugiyamaella lignohabitans
Lineage: Eukaryota; Fungi; Ascomycota; Dipodascomycetes; Dipodascales; Trichomonascaceae
Gene: MIS1
Product: trifunctional formate-tetrahydrofolate ligase
Exons: 1
Coding region: 1-786 (261 amino acids)
Molecular function (GO): ATP binding; formate-tetrahydrofolate ligase activity
Source: RefSeq, a predicted model, not a curated record
AUGGGUGGUGAACGUUUCUUCAACAUCAAGUGCCGAUCUUCUGGUCUGGUGCCCGAUGUUGUUGUCAUUGUUGCUACUGUUCGUGCUCUUAAACUCCACGGAGGUGGUCCUGAUGUCACUCCUGGCGUGUCUCUUCCUGAUGUGUACCUUCAGGAGGACACCGAACUCCUUCGUAAGGGCUGUGCCAACCUUGCUAAGCACAUUGAGAAUGCCAAGUCAUACGGCCUUCCUGUUGUUGUUGCUAUCAACAAGUUUGUUUCCGAUACUGAUGCUGAACAUGCUGUUAUCCGUGAGGAGGCCAUCAAGGCAGGUGCUGAGGAUGCUAUUGUCAGUAACCACUGGGCCGAGGGUGGUAGUGGUGCUGUCAAGCUUGCUGAAGGUGUUAUCAAGGCUUCGCAAUCGAGCCGUGACUUCAAGUUGCUUUACAGUGCUGAAGAUAACUCGGUUGAGGACAAGCUUAACAUCAUUGCUCGUCAAAUGUAUGGAGCUGAGAAGAUCGAGCUCAGCGAGUUGGCCAAGUCUAAGGUCGAGACUUACACUAGACAAGGAUUUGGCAACUUGCCAAUCUGUGUUGCCAAGACUCAAUACUCGUUGUCCCAUGACCCUGCUUUGAAGGGACGUCCUUCGGGAUUCACCGUGCCCAUUCGUGAUGUCAGAGCUUCCGUUGGUGCUGGUUACCUUUAUGCUUUGGCUGCCGAGAUUAUGACCAUUCCUGGUUUGCCAACGCACAGUGGCUUUAUGGACGUCGAAGUUAAUGAAGACGGUGAAAUUGAUGGCCUCUUCUAA